Puma concolor (puma) is the source of this 633-nucleotide messenger RNA. The record is from RefSeq and is a predicted model, not a curated record. Lineage: Eukaryota; Metazoa; Chordata; Mammalia; Carnivora; Felidae.
AUGCUGUCCUCUCCUGGUGUGAUGGCAUGCUCACGGACCUGCUCCCGCAUCCUGGGGCUGAGCCUCGGGACCACUGCCCUGUUUGCUGCUGGAGCCAACACAGUGCUCCUCUUUCCUAACUGGGAUGUGAGCUACCUGUUGAGAGGCCUCAUUGGCAAGCAAGCCAUGCUGGGCUCUGGGCUCUGGGGAGGAGGCCUCAUGGUCCUCAUUGCAGCUACCCUCAUCUCCUUGACGGGCUGGAGAUAUGGCUGCUUCAGUGAAAGUGGGCCCUGUCAAAGUAUGCUCACUGCUCUGCUGUCCAGUAGUCUGGCUUUUCUAGGAGCCUUGAUUUGCUUUAUCACUUCUGGUGUAGCCCUGAAAGAUGGCCCUUUAUGCAUGUUCGAUGCCUCAUCCUUCAAUCAGAUGCAAGCUUGGAAAUAUGGUUACCCAUUCAAAGACUUGCAUAGAAUUAUUUGUAUGACCGUUCACUCUGGAACUCUGUCUGCCUGGAGCCUUCUAAAGCCGUCAUCUGGCACGUGUCCUUCUUCUCCAUCCUUCUGUGCGUCAGCCUCCUCCAGAUUCUCCUGGUGGUCAUUCAUUUCAUCAACAGCUUCUUGGGACUUUUCUGCAGCCUCUGUGAGAAGUGAUAGGUAA